AUGGGUUUUAAAUUCACCAGAAAUUCUGCUUACUUGUCCAGAUACCAAACUCCAUUCAGAAGAAGAGCUGAAGGUAAGACCGACUACUAUGCUAGAAAGAGAUUAAUCACUCAAGCAAAGAACAAGUAUGCUUCUCCAAAGUACAGAUUGGUUGUCAGAUUCACCAACAAGGAUAUCAUUUGCCAAAUUGUCUCCUCCACUCUCACCGGUGAUGUUGUUUUAACUGCUGCUUACUCUCACGAAUUACCAAACUAUGGUAUCAAGCACGGUUUAACCAACUGGUCUGCUGCUUACGCAACCGGUUUGUUAGUUGCAAGAAGAGCUUUGAAGAAGUUGGGCUUGGACGAGACCUACCAAGGUGUCGAAGAAGUUGAAGGUGAAUUCGAAUUGACCGAAGCUGUUGAAGACGCUCCAAGACCUUUCAAGGUUUUCCUUGAUGUUGGUUUACAAAGAACCACCACUGGUGCUAAGGUCUUUGGUGCUUUGAAGGGUGCUUCUGAUGGUGGUUUAUACGUUCCUCACUCCCCAUCCAGAUUCCCAGGUUGGGAUAUCGAAUCCGAAGAACUUGACUCUGAAUUGUUGAGAAAGUACAUCUUUGGUGGCCAUGUUGCUGAAUACAUGGAAGAAUUAAUGGAUGACGAUGAGGAAAGAUACUCCUUAUUGUUCAAGUCCUACAUUGAAGAUGACAUUGAUGCUGAUGCAAUUGAAGACAUCUACAUGGAGGCUCACGAAAAAAUUAGAGAAGACCCAACUCCAAAGAAGGCUGAAGACAAGAAGGCUCAAUACGCUGCAGAAUCUAAGAAGUACAGACAAAAGAAACUUUCCAGAGACGAAAGAAAGGCAAGAGUCGAAGCAAAGAUUCUCACCUUCAAGGCUUCCGCUUAA
Pichia kudriavzevii is the source of this 885-nucleotide messenger RNA. RefSeq lists its product as uncharacterized. Bases 1 to 885 code for a protein of 294 amino acids. Gene Ontology annotation, molecular function: structural constituent of ribosome; 5S rRNA binding. The transcript has a single exon. Gene Ontology annotation, biological process: translation; ribosomal large subunit assembly. Gene Ontology annotation, cellular component: cytosolic large ribosomal subunit; ribosome. The record is from RefSeq and is a predicted model, not a curated record. Lineage: Eukaryota; Fungi; Ascomycota; Pichiomycetes; Pichiales; Pichiaceae.